Manis pentadactyla (Chinese pangolin) is the source of this 658-nucleotide messenger RNA. It is a transcript of the gene CIB3, whose product is annotated as calcium and integrin binding family member 3. Gene Ontology annotation, molecular function: calcium ion binding. The record is from RefSeq and is a predicted model, not a curated record. The transcript has 6 exons. Bases 1 to 564 code for a protein of 187 amino acids. NCBI's taxonomy places the organism in Eukaryota, Metazoa, Chordata, Mammalia, Pholidota, Manidae.
AUGGGCAACAAGCAGACAGUCUUCACUCAUGAGCAGCUGGAAGCGUAUCAGGACUGCACCUUCUUCACAAGGAAGGAAAUCAUGAGGCUCUUCUAUCGCUACCAGGACCUGGCGCCCCAGCUUGUCCCUCUUGACUAUACCAGCUGCCCUGACGUGAAGGUGCCCUAUGAGCUCAUCAGCAGUAUGCCUGAGCUGAAGGACAACCCCUUCCGCGAGAGGAUCGCCCAGGUGUUCUCCGAGGACGGGGACGGCCGCAUGACCUUGGACAACUUCCUGGACAUGUUCUCUGUGAUGAGCGAAAUGGCGCCCCGGGACCUCAAAGCCCACUAUGCCUUUAAAAUUUAUGAUUUUAACAACGAUGACUACAUCUGUGCGUGGGACCUGGAACAGACGGUGACCAAGCUGACAAGGGGGGAGCUGAGCGCUGAGGAGGUGAGCCUGGUGUGUGAAAAGGUGCUGGACGAGGCUGAUGGGGACCAUGAUGGGCGACUGUCCCUGGAAGACUUCCAGAACAUGAUCCUGAGGGCACCCGACUUCCUCAGCACCUUCCACAUCCGUGUCUGAGGGCACCGCAGAGGGGCCAGGCCGGAGGAGGGCAGGCGCCCCUCACCCCACCGGGCAGCCUGCCGCCUGGGCUCUGGGAAUAAACACACGUCUG